GUGUGCUAACGAAAUUCCACUGGGCGUCAAGCUUGCUGUGGACGCCUCUUCUGGUUGGUAUUGUGAGCGUGCGGAUGGCCUGCAUGGGGUCCGUUUCCGCUCCGCCAGGGGCAAUUCAAACCUCGCAAGGAUCAAAACGCCACCAAGCCUGUAAAACCCCUUUAAAGAGCGAGACCCGACAGUUGUCUCGGAAUAAAGCGGCGUUGCGCCCUUUCGUUCGUUCAUCUACCGGUCGAUCUCUUGGCGGCCGCCGUGCUAUCCUGGCCUUGGUGUCAGCCGUCCACGUGGACCUGGUGGAAGGCAAAUGGCUGAUUGAGUUUCCGCCGAGGUUCAGGUGUAUAUGGAACGACCUGCCGCACGGCCUGCAGUUCGCGAUACUCUUUCUGAUGCUGGGGGUCCUGUACGGAGUCAAUCGACUCUUCGACAAAGCCGACCAGGCUAUGCACACUCGCCUGACCUGCGCCACAGCAAGGCUACUGAACGAGAGGAGGCACCACCACGCUCCCCGACUAUUCUAGCCGAACAAGAAGCCGAGUCCACGAGAGACGAAACAAAUGUCUGCGAAGGAUUCGGAUGUGGAUAGGAGCCCGCGUCCGCAUUAACAAUCGCUGUCAUCAGCGCACGGCGAUCGCCCUUCUCGGUUGAGCCGAACAUUGUCGUCGAGAAUACGACGCUAUCAGCUUCAUCGUUGAACGGCCUUUGGCUUCGUCGGCAACCAGCGGCCCGAUUCUUGCCGUCUGAGAGUGAAAGUAUAUGCGUGGGGGCAUUUCUGCACUUUCGGUGUUCCUAUUGCACCCACGGAGAACAAGUCGAAGUGGAGGAAGUGGGGCCCUCCACAGCCAUCUGCAGCCUCAUGUGCACCAUCACCGUGUGGACAUUGGAGACAAGACGCCCCUUUGCGUGUGCGUGGUGAGGGCGCGCGCACGCGAUAAUUCUGUUUUUCCAUGAUUUUGCCAGUAGAGAGAAGUCAACACUUGUGUGUUUGUGUGCAUUCUUGUCAGAGGUGUGCUCCAUCGAGGUUCCUGUGGUUGUUCUCAGAAGUAGACUGACACAGCUGGUGGUGGAUGCAGAAGUAGGACCCGCACGGGAAAACGAAUAAAUUAUGUGAACAUAAACGUAUGGACGCAUGCCAGGAACCCCCCUAAGGACAGAUUCAAUCAGAGGGCUGAGUCCUUGAAUGGUGGACCCUUAAGAUGGCGGGCGCUUGAGCUGGUGAGCCCUUAAGCUGGUGAGCCCUUAGUUCGCUACAUGGGGUUUCAUUGGAUUUCAUGCGGUUUCUUCUUGUCUCUCCUGCUUAACAUUUGUCUUAGCAUCGCGUGUCGAUUUGCUUCAUUUUCAUAUUUUAUGUUUUCCCGUGUCUCGUCUUGUGUGUAAGUCCGUGACCACGGAAGGUGCGUCCGCGUCAGGGUUGGGACCAAGUACGGACGUUAGAAGGUACUCGGAGUCUUACGUACCACUCAUUGCCGUGGUACGAUAUUCUUUGCUUUGUUUAGGGAACAUGGAAUUUCUAGCUUUCUGGUGGCGUAGAUGGCAAGGACGCCGGGAAAAGCUGGCCCUCGUACAUAGUGUCAGUGCGGAUGACGGCUCGGUUGGCUCAGGUUUUGCUCUACCCCAAGUCUUCGAUGAAAGGCAAGGACCUUCGGUCGCGGUCACGUCGGUUCACAAUAUUUUGAACAUGUGUCACCGCGUCUGCAGUUCUACGGUGAAAAUCGAGAACGAGAGGGCGGGUGUGUAGGUAGUGCUUUUCUUAUUGUGAUAUUAUCAUCGAUCUAAUUCCCUAUGGCCGGUUUGGCGCUUUGCCAAGGUACACACUCCCACGUAGUGUGAAGGACGUUUAACCGUGUCAUGGGUGGACCAGAGUAAAGAUGAGAUGAGGGAGUGAAGGUCGCUCAUGUCAUUGCCCAUGACAAGUGAAACGGCUUUCUUGCAUGUAUUCGUAGAUUAGGGUGAAAGUUUUUUGGGAAUUUGCCCACCAGUUAAUGUUGACGGAAAAAUGAGUGAUUUGCUUGAAUCAUGGCCCGCUGGAGAAAACCUUCCUUUCGAUUGGAGGUUCUUGUUUUUUCCCGGCGUGUAGGGGAACCAAGUUGGUUGGGUCAACAGUUAUGUAUCUAAGGGCGCAAGGGCCCGGCGGUUGGUCAAGGGCCACAGCAGUAGCAGUAGUCUAGUUCAUUGAAUUGUUGGGUAGUGUCCACAGCGCGGUCGAAAGUGAUUGCUGUUCUCCGUGCCAUUUUGUUAGGUGAAUGAUAAUGAUUGGUGGGUAAUGGAGAUGAGAUCGUAUUCUUUGGCACACGAAAAGAUGCGUCCCAUGAGCUGCAGCUGGUACUGGCAUGGCAGCUUACCUACCUACCUUUCGAGCUUGAGAUAGGUGUGCAUCACGAGGACGUUAAUAUGACAUGUGCCGUUUAUCUGUAGUUUCUGAAUUGCUCACCCGCGCGAGUGCAGAAGUAUCCAGAUGCAAAUGCAUGGCAAUGCUUGGCUUUGACACAUUUGGGGGUGGUUGGGGGAGUGCACCGUGAACAGGUUCAGCAUACCGUAUGACACCAGAUAACACACCCCCUGGACCGAUUUUUAAAGCUCGAUUGCUCCACGACAAAGAGGAUGCAUAAACGAAACGAUACCUUUCCGAAAAGCUUUCGACGAGACGAUUUCAACGCCGCCGUUUUCGGCGCUGUGACUGCUUCGGCAGUUGAGAAAUCGAGCUUCGAAAAUCAGUCAAGGGGGUGUGUUGUCUCGUGUCAUAUACGGUACGCCAAGCGAUCCCGACGACAAGCUCAUACCCUAAGCCUUCAUUGGCACCGUUCGUGGUCGAGUGUACUGACUGGUUUGUUUGUUCUCUCUCAAUCUCCCAAUCGGUGCUCGAUCUCUUGCUCAUUGUCACGUCGGUCCCGUCGUUUCGCAAACUAGCUAAAUCGGUAUUUUUGCACGGGAGCACAGGAGGGACAUGGAGGAGAUACUCGUGCAUAUCGGUAAGCGUCAGGGGGAGAAAGAAACAUGUCGGGAAGAAACGAGAGAUUCGUGUAUUUUUGGUACCCUACAUCGAAACGCAUACAAUGUACAUUGCUUUUUUGUCCGAUCGCGGCGAGGGCAAGCUUUGUAAACUGUUGUCGAACCAUUGGAAACGAGAAGCGGAUCCCUUUCCUGUGUUCACU
Molecule: messenger RNA, 3149 nt
Organism: Ectocarpus sp. CCAP 1310/34
Lineage: Eukaryota; Phaeophyceae; Ectocarpales; Ectocarpaceae
Source: the annotation of a GenBank genome assembly